UCAACGUUUUCCCAUCUUUCACUUUCACAUUUUCCACAGAAAACCUCACAAGCUCAAUUGUUGUUUUUACAUCUACACAUGUUAAUUACACACAACAAAAAUUUCGGCAGUCAUGUUCGAAAGCAUAAGUUUCUUGUUCCUGAUCGCAUUGGCCUUCGUAGCCUGGGUCCUGCUCUGCUUCCAGCACGUCGUUCAGAUCCGGACCCGCGGCUUCUCCGAUUACCGAGUGGAAAUCUAUACAGAGCGACCCGGUAUUGCCUUUGAGCCGCACCAAUGUCACAGACCCCUGGAUCAGACUCCCUCGGGAGGGACCUACGAAUUCGCGUUGAGCUUCGGGGUGAUCUUCGCCCUGACCUUUGGCCUGUCUAAGCUGCUCCAGCUGGCGGAAGUGCAGGCCAAGAGCUAUCUUAAAUGUCGCGAGGCCCUGCCUUCGGUAUCUGUUUCUCAGACUGAGAAACUUGCAUCUGAAAAGCGGUUGCCGGAUCAGGAAAGCCAGCUGAAUCCCUUCGAGCAAUUGUUGGACCCCAACGUGGAUUUCAGGGAGCAAAUAAGCGUCCUACAAUCGCAGUGUUUGGAAAUGCGCGAGCUUUUGCAGGAACUUCGAAUAAGCAGUACAGGUAGCAGAGGUAGUUUUCUAAGUGCCCAAUCUGGAAAUGAGGUAUCGCGAUGUCCAACCUCCGACGAGCCCAUGGUGGUGUGGAAGCGAGCGGAGUCCCUGACCGAAACGUUGUCCGGCACAUCGAACUCAGAGAGGGUCACACAAUCGGAAAGAUCCCAGCCCUCCCAGAACAUUUAUAUCACCAACAGCCACAUCCACAUCAACGGACGCGUCUUGCUAGCCGAGAAUAACGUAAACGUCGACCUUCGCCGACGAGCUUCAAUGUACACCCGAAAGCAGAGCGAGUUCCUCCAGGUGUGCGGCAAGGAGCGCCCCAUGAUAGCUGGCAUGCGGUAUCCAUCCAUCCUCAUGUGAGAAAUGACCAAAAUCCUCCAAUAUACCCGUAAUAAAAAACAACGUUAAUCGUU
Messenger RNA from Drosophila ficusphila, 1026 nucleotides. RefSeq lists its product as uncharacterized. Lineage: Eukaryota; Metazoa; Arthropoda; Insecta; Diptera; Drosophilidae. The record is from RefSeq and is a predicted model, not a curated record. Bases 113 to 973 code for a protein of 286 amino acids. The transcript is spliced from 2 exons.